This is a messenger RNA of Megalops cyprinoides (Indo-Pacific tarpon), 971 nucleotides long. It is a transcript of the gene mrto4, whose product is annotated as MRT4 homolog, ribosome maturation factor. Gene Ontology annotation, cellular component: nucleolus; preribosome, large subunit precursor. Gene Ontology annotation, biological process: ribosomal large subunit biogenesis; nuclear-transcribed mRNA catabolic process; rRNA processing. Gene Ontology annotation, molecular function: RNA binding. Bases 26 to 757 code for a protein of 243 amino acids. The record is from RefSeq and is a predicted model, not a curated record. NCBI's taxonomy places the organism in Eukaryota, Metazoa, Chordata, Actinopteri, Elopiformes, Megalopidae. The transcript has 8 exons.
GCGGUGGGAUCGCAGCGUGACAACCAUGCCGAAAUCAAAGCGGGACAAGAAAGUUUCCUUAACAAAAACAACCAAGAAAGGCCUAGAAACGAAACAGAACCUAAUAGAGGAGUUGCGGAAAUGCGUGGACACGUACAGAUACCUGUUUAUUUUCUCCGUUGCAAACAUGAGGAACAACAAAAUAAAAGACGUCAGGACGGCAUGGAAGCACAGCAGAUUCUUCUUUGGGAAAAACAAAGUCAUGAUGAUCGCUUUGGGUAAAGGACCAACGGAUGAAUACAAGGACAAUUUGCACAAGAUCAGCAAGUUUCUGAGGGGUGAGGUUGGCCUCCUGUUCACGAAUAAAACCAAGGACGAGGUUCAAGAGUAUUUCAGCAGCUUCAAGGAGAAGGAUUUUGCUCGGGCAGGAAACAAGGCACACAUGGCUGUAACUCUAGAUGAAGGACCCCUCACACAGUUCCCCCACUCGAUGGAGCCUCAGUUAAGGCAGCUGGGAUUACCCACUGCCCUGAAAAAAGGUGUGGUGACGCUACUGAAGGAUUAUGAGGUGUGUAAAGAAGGGGACACGCUGACCCCAGAACAGGCCCGGAUUCUGAAACUCUUCGGCAUCGAGAUGGUGGAGUUCAGGGUGACGAUAAAGUGCAUGUGGAAUUCAGAGACGGGAGAAUUUGAGAAAAUGCAGGAGGAUGAGGAGGAAGAGGAGGCCAUGCAGGGUGAAGAAGAGGAGGAGGAGGAGGAAGAAGAGGAGGGUGAAUGAAACUAUAUGAAAGACUGGAUUUUUAAAACAAUCUAAUCUGUAUGUGGUGCCAGCAGUCAAAACCCCUACAUCUGCAAGUGUUUUUAUUAUUUUUUUUUUUUACUAAUUUUAUUUUUGUUUUGUUUUCACGAGGAAUACCCUAAUGAGUGGAACUGCAUUUGAAUGUUUUCAAAGAAAGAACCUAUUGUCUUUGAAUCUCUUGUUAAAUGUUGUG